AUGAGCCGCUUCAGGACCGUAGAUCCUGUCACACCAAACAAGAUACCUCAGAGGCGCUAUCAGGUCCUCAAUGUUUUCUAUUUCCGAAGGAAGUCGAGCGCCCGGACUCUACUGGGCAUCUGCAUCAAGUUGGGAGACCGGACCUGGUUUCGCAUUCUAUCUUUCAUAGCUCUUCUGGGCUUGUCCGCAUUUCUUGGGCUCAUCGGCGCCUAUGGAACGGCGGCCGUUGUCGUCAGCUCGGCUUUGUCUCAAGCAGUCGCCUGGAAUAUCAAGAUCCAGCGUCCGCCGGGUUAUCUCAGCAACAACGAGGCACACGACGCCUGCAUGCUUGUAGCAUCCCACCAAAAUGCGACAGAGUGGAACCUAUUGAUCGGGGACCGCGGUAUUGUCGAUACGUUACUCAACAAGCCCAUGUUCCUCGUACCUUCCGGCAAGGGCGUGGAAAUGGCUGCCUCCUGGUUCUGGUUUGCGAACCUUGUUCAGCUGAUAGCCAUGACAUUUGUCGCCGGCCAGAAAGGCUGGGAUGGCGUUGCCUUGGUGCUUCUCCUUGGUCUUCACUGGGCCGUCUUCAAUAUCUUCCCGCGGUCCGGUCUAGUCCACUCAUGGCUCCAGACAGAAGGGAUUGAUGCCGUGCUGAAAAGCUACGAAUUCGGUGGACGAAUGGCUAUGAUGGGGGCAAUUCAGGCCUUCAGCAAGUCCAAAAUUACGAGGUGGAUGGACGACAUUAUCGUUCCACACCCCCGCCGCGAUGCUCUUCUUAGUUGCAUUGAGGGAAAGGCAGUCUUUGGGCCUGAGUUCUCCGAGAGUGAUCAAAAGAGAACUCAAUCAAUGGCUGAGGCCUCACUUGCUGCCGCGCAGGUUCUGGAGAGGGAUUUUCAUCCGAGUCGUGUCCUCCCUAUCCCGCCCAAGGCUGCUGUUUGA
Messenger RNA from Verticillium nonalfalfae, 921 nucleotides. RefSeq lists its product as uncharacterized. NCBI's taxonomy places the organism in Eukaryota, Fungi, Ascomycota, Sordariomycetes, Glomerellales, Plectosphaerellaceae. The transcript has a single exon. The record is from RefSeq and is a predicted model, not a curated record. The coding region runs from base 1 to 921 and encodes 306 amino acids.